AGCUGCCUUGCUCAAUAUCUCUCCAAUAAAGUAUGACCGGGUGUUGGAGUGCAGCACAAAGGCCCUCGAGAUGUCGGUCGACAAUGUCAAGGCGAUGUUUCGACGUGGUCUGGCACUUUACCACCUUCACGACCAUGAGGCAGCAAUGUACAGUUUACAGAAGGCUCAACGUCUCUCCUCCCCACCAGAUCCAGCAAUCAAGAAAUACAUUUCAUUGUGUCAGCGAGCGAUGCAGGACUAUGACAAGAAGCAGAAAUUGAAGUACAGAGGUAUGUUUGAUAAACAUCCUGAACCCGUGUGACAUAAAUUAUUGAGGAUUGUCCAGUUUUCAGUAAUAUUACACACAUGUAUAACAUUACUGUUUGAUAUCUGUUUUGUCCUAAUAUUUCACCUUGUCAUUAAGGUAUGUGACGAAAUCGAAUUCAGACGUUCUUUAAUGCUUGUUGCUCUGAACAUACUCAAUAAGUUAUAUAUAGUGUGAUAUAUAUAUGUAACUGAGAGCUAGUAUUAGGUAUUAUUAGCACUUGACAUAACUGUAAAGUAUAACUGUAAACAUUAUUACAAAUAUGUGCGGUAGGCUUAGUAAUGAUUUAGUACUCAGAAUUAUGCAUUGUAAUAAAGGUUCAUGAAUUAAAUAUCAAACUAGAUGUACAGUGUUUACUGGGAAUUAUGUUUACCAGAUCACAAACUUCAUUAUUAUAUACCAAGUAAGUGGCACAACUUCUGACUCAAAAUUAUUGCUGGAUUCUUAUUUUAGAAACGCGCUUGUCGCUACUGUAAUUUUUUUUGUUUGUAUAAAUGUAAAAUUAGCAUUAAUUUUAUAUGUAAAAUCUUAGGAAAAUGUAAAUUAUAAUAUUGUGACAGGGUGUUCUGAAUCUUACACUAAAAAUAGUAACACUGUA
Molecule: messenger RNA, 902 nt
Organism: Priapulus caudatus
Lineage: Eukaryota; Metazoa; Priapulida; Priapulimorpha; Priapulimorphida; Priapulidae
Product: tetratricopeptide repeat protein 9C-like
Exons: 2
Coding region: 71-301 (76 amino acids)
Molecular function (GO): protein binding
Source: RefSeq, a predicted model, not a curated record